Molecule: messenger RNA, 2377 nt
Organism: Gigantopelta aegis
Lineage: Eukaryota; Metazoa; Mollusca; Gastropoda; Neomphalida; Peltospiridae
Product: kidney mitochondrial carrier protein 1-like
Exons: 11
Coding region: 661-1557 (298 amino acids)
Biological process (GO): transmembrane transport
Source: RefSeq, a predicted model, not a curated record
CCACACAGGACAGGAACGUUUAAUAGUUUACCACAUCACAGCUAUCGUCUACUCAGGGAAUAUAGGAUUGAUUGUUUAAUGACACCCCAGCACAUUAUUUGAUCUUCAGUUAUCAAGAUAGGAUUUAUAAUUUUUAAAGACGCCCAAGAACAUGGUUUAAUUGACAGUUAUCAAGAAAGAAUUUUUAAAAUUUUAAUAACACCCCAGCACAUUGAUUGAUUGGAUACUAUUAAAAAUGGAUUUUUUGUUUAUUUUGACGACACCUCAGCCCAUUGUUUGAUCAGCAGCAAUCAUCAUCAAUAAAGGAAAUUUUAUUUUUAUAACACUUUAAUAAAUAUUUUGACAGAGCUCUGUUAAGGAUUUGAAAAGAAAAGAAAAACAUCCACUAAUGAUACUCAUUGAGAAAGGAGUUUAACUGGGCUUUUUAAUGACACCUCAGCACAUUGUUUGAUCAGAGACUUGUGUUGACAAAAACUGAGUGAUAGUAUAUUAGUAAUUGUGACACUUGGUGAUGAAAACUGGAAGGAGAAACAUUUUCAAGUGACGUAAUAUUUAUUGUGCAGAAUUGUGUCAAGAAAAAGUGAGGAAGACAUUGAAGGUCAUAUUCCGAAGAUUACUCGAGAGGAGGCGCGGUCUUCACUGGGCAGAGUACAGCACGGGAUGAGUGACUGGCGACCGUUUCUCUAUGGCGGACUGGCAUCGGUCACGGCAGAAUGUGGUACGUUUCCUAUCGACCUGACGAAAACUCGGUUGCAGGUUCAGGGUCAGAUAAUAGAUUCGCGGCUGACGAAGCUGAAGUACCGUGGAAUGAUCCAUGCACUGGUGACCAUAUUCAAAGAGGAAGGAGUACAAGCAUUAUACUCGGGAUUAGCCCCUGCAGUGUUGCGGCAGGCCACGUAUGGAACAAUCAAAAUUGGCGUGUAUCAUUCAUUAAAGAGGAUAUUCGUGCCGGAUCCAAAUGAUGAGACCUUAGGCAUGAAUGUUGCUUGUGGAAUAACAGCAGGAAUAGUAUCCAGUGCUUUUGCCAAUCCUACAGAUGUACUCAAAGUUCGGAUGCAGGCUGCGGGAGUCUCUGGAAGUCCGGUGCACAGCAGCAUGAUGGUUUCCUUUCAAAACAUCUAUAAAAACGAGGGAGUUCCCGGGCUGUGGAGGGGUGUGGUGCCCACGGCACAAAGGGCUGCAACUGUGUGUGGGGUGGAGCUUCCAGCUUACGAUAUAUGCAAGAAACGCAUAAUCCAGUCAGGUCUCUUAGGAGAUACUGUAGCAACACAUUUCUUAGCAAGUUUUUUGGCUGGCUUGGCAGGAGCCAUAGCCUCAAACCCGAUCGAUGUGGUCAAGACGCGGCUUAUGAACCAGCAGAAGCUCAAAACGGCUCUAUGCACUAGCGGAGUAGCGACACCGGCUAUAUACUCAUCGUCCUUCGAUUGUUUUGCACAGACUAUCAAGACUGAAGGAGCAAUGGCACUGUAUAAAGGAUUUAUCCCAACAUGGGUGCGACUAGGUCCAUGGAAUAUCAUUUUCUUUAUGACAUAUGAACAGUUGAAAAAAUUGAACUGAUGCAGCUGGAGUUAGCUCCCUUUAGUGUUUCAGUUACUACGACCCUUGAAGCUAUACGCUGUGAUUACAGACCGUGGUAUGCCUGUUGCUCAAAUCAAAAGGAGACCCAAAAAGAUUUCAUUCGCAUUUACGAGAAGAAGGGGAGAGAACUCGUCGAAGUGGAUUGAAAUCUAUGGAGUCCAGUGGCCAUGGUCCAAGCAAAAUGUCGUGGUCGGGUUCUGUAAAACAUAUUGGAGGCAGAGACAUUCCUCUGGCAUUUUAUGAAAGGUCUCGCUAAACAGUUUACUUCCUGUCACCGUGCGUUCGUCUCACUCCAUUGUGGCUCCGAAUUGUGAAGACUGUUCUGCUGUGCAUAUCUAGUAGCUGAGGGCAGAUUUUAAUACAUUUGAUUGUUUUUUUGAAGCUAAAUCCUCACGCUAGAAUAUGCCUAUGAGAUUUUGGCCUGUUGUGCUUUUGUUUUCUUUUUUGGCAUGCAGGUGUAUAGCAUAUAGGCAGCUAGUGCGAAUGGGCUGCUUUUGCAUUUAUAAAAUAACUUGGACAAAAGUUAAAAAGGACCCGGUGCCAAAAAAAACCCCAUACGUGAAUACUGCCAAUGUUGAAGCAAAAAUUAAACAAAUAUCUAUCACUGUGUAUAAGAAAUAGAAAUACUUCGAAACUUUCACAGAAUCUCAGAACAGUGAACUUAAAUGCAUAUUGUCACGGAUUUAAGGACCUUAUUUCUCUAAAAAUGGAUAAUAACUAAAAAUUACAUUAAUUGUUGGAAACAAAAUCUAGCUAUUGCAUCACCUUAACUAAACCAUGAUGGAGUGAAAUCCAUGUC